This is a messenger RNA of Paramormyrops kingsleyae, 1064 nucleotides long. RefSeq names its product complement component 1, q subcomponent, C chain (gene c1qc). The record is from RefSeq and is a predicted model, not a curated record. NCBI's taxonomy places the organism in Eukaryota, Metazoa, Chordata, Actinopteri, Osteoglossiformes, Mormyridae. Gene Ontology annotation, molecular function: protein binding.
AUAUGACAAUUUCUCCUAAAGGUUCCUCUUUAUAAAAGUUUCUUGUUUGUAGUUCCUCUUUAGUCAUAUUCCUCUUCCUUAAAGCUCUCAUUUGCCCUUUAUCAGUCGAUGUUGUGAAAAACAAAUAAGCUUCCGCCAUGUUCUCCCCAUGCUUCGUUUUCGGGAGCCUCUUGGCUGCGGCUUUCGUCACCCUGGCUGCCACAGACACAUGUCCAUCUGCGGGCCACCCAGGGCUACCAGGGAUUCCGGGAUUCCCGGGACGGGACGGCAGAAAAGGAGAGAUGGGACAAAAGGGGAAACCAGGUAUGACUGUUAACUCAGACCUAAUGGCAGCAAAGGGGGACAAAGGGGAAGCGGGAGCCAAAGGACAGCCUGGGAAGAUUGGACCCAGUGGACCACAGGGCUUGCCGGGCGUCCCUGGCCUAAUGGGACAACUGGGAGACAGGGGAGAGUCCGGUGUCCAAGACAGCACCCUGCAGUCUGCCUUUAGCAUGACCAGGCGCACCUAUGAACACCCAGUUCGAAAUAGCCCAGUGCGCUUUGACACAGAGAUUACCAACAUCAACAAACAUUUCAACGUAACCACCGGAAAGUUUACCUGUCACAUAGCUGGUUCGUAUUACUUUGUCUACCACACCUCGGCUCGCUCGUCCCUAUGUGUCCUGCUAAAGAAAGAUGAGGAGCUUCUAGCGAGCUUCUGCGAUCAUUCAUACAACCCCUUCCAGGUGAGCUCUGGUGGCCUCGUGGUGUAUCUCAGGACAGGCGAAUCAGUGUGGCUGGAGACGAACGAAUAUAACGGCUUAACUGGCACUGCAGGAAAGCAAAGUGUCUUCUCUGGGUUCCUGCUAUACCCACACUGAAAAUAGUUGACGUAGAUCUACUGGGGGACAUGCUUUUAAAUAACCCAAGUGCUUUAAUUCAACUGGACCAUCUAUAUUAGUGAGAAUCCAGAAGCCAAGUAACUUAUAUCGUGUGAUUUGCUUUGUACCUUUAAUGAUUUUUAGGUGACUAUGGAAAUACCUCUAUCCAUAAAAAAUAAAGCCUUGAGACCCAUUUAUUUUUGA